AUGGAUAGUCCAAGAAAUGUCACGGAGUUUUUCAUGCUGGGACUCUCACAAAACCCCAAGGUGCAGAGGGUUUUGCUUGUGUUCUUUCUGAUUGUCUACCUGGUCUCUGUUGGAGGCAAUCUGCUUAUCAUGAUCACCAUUGUCUUCAGCCCCACCUUGGGCUCGCCUAUGUACUUUUUCCUCUCCUGUUUGUCCUUUAUUGAUACUUGCUAUUCCUCAUGUAUGACUCCCAAACUUGUUGCUGACUCCUUGUACGAGGGGAGAGCCAUCACUUUUGAGGGCUGCCUGGCUCAAUUCUUUGUUGCCCAUUUACUGGGAGGGACUGAGAUCAUCCUGCUCACGGUGAUGGCCUAUGACCGCUACGUGGCCAUCUGCAAGCCCCUGCACUACACGGCCGUCAUGACCAGGCAUCUCUGUGCCCUUCUGGUGGGGCUGGCUUGGCUGGGGGGCUUCCUGCAUUCCCUGGUUCAGCUCCAGCUGGUCCUGCAGUUGCCCUUCUGCGGGCCUAACGUGAUCAAUCACUUUGUCUGUGACUUGUACCCCUUGCUGGAGCUUGCCUGCACCGACACCUAUGUCAUCGGCCUGCUGGUGGUGGCCAACAGUGGCGUGAUCUGCCUGUUGAAUUUCCUCCUGCUGGCUGCCUCCUACCUGGUCAUCCUGCGCUCCUUGAGGUCCCACAGUGCAGAGGGGAGGCGCAGGGCCCUCUCCACCUGCGGGGCCCACUUCACGGUUGUUGCCUUGUUCUUCAUGCCCUGUAUAUUUAUUUACAUGCGGCCGUCAUCUACUUUGUCCAUUGACAAAAUAGUGGCUGUGUUUUACUGUAUUUUGACACCCAUGUUCAACCCCCUGAUUUAUACCCUGAGAAAUGCAGAGGUGAAAAAUGCCCUGAAAAAUCUCUGGAAAAAAUGAGCAAUUGU
Messenger RNA from Bubalus bubalis (water buffalo), 917 nucleotides. RefSeq names its product olfactory receptor 140. Gene Ontology annotation, molecular function: G protein-coupled receptor activity; olfactory receptor activity. The coding region runs from base 1 to 909 and encodes 302 amino acids. The record is from RefSeq and is a predicted model, not a curated record. Gene Ontology annotation, cellular component: membrane. The transcript has a single exon. Gene Ontology annotation, biological process: G protein-coupled receptor signaling pathway. NCBI's taxonomy places the organism in Eukaryota, Metazoa, Chordata, Mammalia, Artiodactyla, Bovidae.